This is a messenger RNA of Tinamus guttatus (white-throated tinamou), 1627 nucleotides long. It is a transcript of the gene GJA9, whose product is annotated as gap junction protein alpha 9. NCBI's taxonomy places the organism in Eukaryota, Metazoa, Chordata, Aves, Tinamiformes, Tinamidae. The record is from RefSeq and is a predicted model, not a curated record. Gene Ontology annotation, cellular component: connexin complex. Gene Ontology annotation, biological process: cell-cell signaling. Gene Ontology annotation, molecular function: gap junction channel activity.
UUUUAUGGUAUUUUAUUUUGUUUCUCUUCUUUCUCAUACAUCUUGGUGUUAAGAUGGCAGAAUAACCAUGGGAGACUGGAAUUUCCUUGGAGGCAUUUUAGAGGAGGUCCACAUUCAUUCUACUAUUAUUGGAAAGAUUUGGCUAACUAUCCUCUUCAUAUUUCGAAUGCUUGUCCUUGGGGUGGCAACUGAGGAUGUUUGGAAUGAUGAACAAUCAGAAUUUAUAUGCAAUACUGACCAACCUGGUUGCAGAAAUGUGUGCUAUGACGAGGCCUUUCCUAUCUCUCUAAUAAGGUACUGGGUCCUGCAAGUUAUAUUUGUGUCUUCCCCAUCCUUGGUGUAUAUGGGUCAUGCCUUAUACAGACUAAGAGCCUUAGAAAAGGAGAGGCAAAAAAAGAAAGCUCAGAUCAGAGUGGAACUUGAAAGUACUGAAUUAGAAAUGACUGAAAAUCGAAAAAGGCUGGAGAGAGAACUCCGGCAGCUGGAUCAAAGAAAACUAAACAAAGCACCCCUGAGAGGAUCUUUGCUCUGCACUUAUGUGAUACAUAUUUUUACUAGAUCUGCAGUGGAAGUUGGUUUUAUGAUUGGGCAAUAUCUUCUGUAUGGUUUUCAACUAGAUCCCCUUUAUAAAUGUCAGAGGGAUCCAUGUCCAAACAUAGUUGACUGCUUUGUAUCAAGACCGACAGAAAAGACUGUGUUCAUAUUAUUUAUGCAAUCAAUAGCAACUGUAUCAUUGCUCUUAAACAUCUUAGAAAUUAUUCACCUAGGAUUCAGAAAAAUUAAAAUGGGACUCUGUGGACUGGAUAAAACCAAGGAUGACCUUGAUGAUUUCUACAUAAAUAAAUCUAAGAAAUAUUCUGCAAUACCGCAGUCUUCUUUGGGAAUAUCUGCAACUCCGCAAAAAACUCUUCCUUCAGCACUGAGUGGUUAUACCUUUUUAAUGGAAAAGCAAACUGAUGCCAGUGUCUAUCCAGUUCUAAGUACUCCUCCUGUCUUCCAGUCUAUUCAGAAUAACCGUGCAGAAAGCAGCAACAAUUGCACCCAUCACAGUCAUGAAAAUAAACUGCCAGAGCAGAGGCCACAUACAAAUGCUUUAGACUAUCAGAUUCGAAAUAGUAGCACAAAUAAUAACGAAGGCUUAAUUAGGGAGCUGGUUACUGAAGAAAACGAGUCUCAAAAAGAUGCUGAAAAGAAACAUUUCCUUGUUUGUCCUCAGAACACAGAUGCAGCUUCAAGCACGUGCUUGAGAAGCUUUCCUGAAAUGCCAUCUCAGAGCUCACUGCAGCCUGAUACUUUUCCUAUUAACUGUUUAAGAAGACAACGAGGAGCCGGCGGCUCAUGGAACUGCUCCGCGGUGGCUGAGAGCGCCGGGUCCGCGACAAAUCCUCUCCAGAAGAGCAGCAACAGGAGAGCAAGCAGCUUCAGGGCAAGGAAAGGCCACGCUGCGGCCAAAGCGGACCCGAAAAACCCCAGCCGACCAGGCACCCCGGACUCCGGCGGGGAGGUGAGCUCGGAAUCCAAGCAAAGCCGAAACUGCGACAGCCCCCAGCCUUUCCCUCCGCCCAGGCGGGUAUCGCUGUCGAGCAACGCGAGCAGCAGGCGAGCUCCCACCGACCUGCAAAUUUAG